CAUAAGACACCAGACGUCAGGAACAGAGACAGUAGCUACUGUGAAUUGUGUAAAACUGUGGAAGAUCAGAGAAUGGACACUGAUGUGAAGGUACCUCUGAGCAGAAGGCAGAGCGAUCAAGCCAGCAGUAGUGGGGCCAGCAGACAGAAACAUAAACAGACUAAACCAGCAUACAUUUGGUCCCACGAGGAAGUGAUGAGAUGGUUCAAGAAGCAUUGUGCAGACUACUACAGAAAGUACGCAGAGGCUUUUACAUUCCACGAAAUUACAGGCCAGUCGCUGAUGCGUCUGACGGAUGAGAAGCUGGAGAGGAUGGGGAUCACUGACCAGGAGCACAGAGCAGACCUGAUGGGACAUCUGUACAGACUCAAGCUCAGACACGAAGGCAUGGAGCUCAGGGCACUGGAGAAAGGUCCAGGUCUGUGCUAUAGUGGGUGAGAAAGAUGUGUAUCCAUGACAUCAUGUAAGCAUAUCAAUCAUACCAAGGAAACUGAUCCAAGUCUUUCAGUGAGACCCUGUGCCAGAUGUACAUAGUAGUAUUCUUGAACAUCUGGGUUUG
This is a messenger RNA of Branchiostoma belcheri (Belcher's lancelet), 559 nucleotides long. RefSeq names its product protein aveugle-like. Lineage: Eukaryota; Metazoa; Chordata; Leptocardii; Amphioxiformes; Branchiostomatidae. Gene Ontology annotation, cellular component: cytoplasmic side of plasma membrane. The coding region runs from base 73 to 438 and encodes 121 amino acids. The record is from RefSeq and is a predicted model, not a curated record. The transcript has 5 exons. Gene Ontology annotation, biological process: cell surface receptor protein tyrosine kinase signaling pathway. Gene Ontology annotation, molecular function: protein binding.